Zonotrichia leucophrys gambelii is the source of this 5112-nucleotide messenger RNA. It is a transcript of the gene NAALAD2, whose product is annotated as N-acetylated alpha-linked acidic dipeptidase 2. Lineage: Eukaryota; Metazoa; Chordata; Aves; Passeriformes; Passerellidae. Bases 64 to 2454 code for a protein of 796 amino acids. Gene Ontology annotation, molecular function: carboxypeptidase activity. The record is from RefSeq and is a predicted model, not a curated record. The transcript has 19 exons.
UUUACUUGCAUUUGGAAAACCAUUUCAUCGCCAUCACCCAGGGAUUAAGGCUGCUUAGGCUGCAUGAGAACAGAGAAGCAAAGAAGGCAGGGACAGCCCUGGGGCUGCGGGUGGAAGGAAGAGGAGGAGGAGAGGAGAAGGAGGAGGAGGAGGAGAGGAGGAGGAGGAGGAAGGCAGCUGCUUGCCAGCCCCCAGAGCCUGCCAAGUGCCGGCCAGUGUGACAGCAUGGCCGGGAGCCGGAGCAAGGCCUCCCUCCGUGUGUGGCUGGUGUGCCCUGCGCUGCUCGGCUGUUUUCUGCUGGGCCUUCUUACAGGAUGGUUUACAAAACUGACUGAGAAAAACCCCAACUCUUCAGAUGUGCAUCAAAAUGUGAGACACAAACUUGUGGCUGAAAUGAAAGCAGAGAACAUCAGGAAAUUUCUUCGUUCAUUUACCAAGUUGCCUCACCUCGCAGGAACUGAACAGAAUCUUCUUCUUGCCAAAAAAAUUCAAGGCCGGUGGAAGGAAUUUGGAUUGGAUUCAGCAGAACUUGUUAAUUAUGAUGUGCUUCUUUCAUACCCAAAUGAAGACCAGCCAAACUACAUUUCACUAAUUGAUGAUCAAGGGAAUGAGGUUUUCAAUACAUCAUUGUUUGAACCACCUCCACAGGGGUAUGAAAAUGUUACUGAUAUACUACCACCAUAUAAUGCUUUUUCAGCACAAGGAGUGCCAGAGGCAGAUCUGGUGUAUGUGAAUUAUGGCCGUACAGAAGAUUUUUUUAAGCUGGAGCGUGAAAUGGGAAUUAACUGUACAGGAAAGAUUGUCAUUGCGAGAUAUGGGAAGAUCUUCAGAGGAAACAAAGUUAAAAAUGCCAUAUUGGCAGGAGCCCAAGGGAUCAUACUUUACUCAGACCCCGCUGACUACUGUGCACCUGGAGUAGAUCCUUAUCCAAAUGGAUGGAACCUGCCAGGUGGAGGAGUCCAGCGUGGGAAUGUUUUAAAUCUGAAUGGAGCAGGAGAUCCUCUAACACCAGGUUAUCCUGCAAAAGAGUACACUUUCAGGUACAAGGUUAAUGAAGGUGUAGGGAUUCCCAAAAUCCCAGUCCAUCCUAUUGGAUAUCAUGAUGCAGAAGUGUUACUGCGUGCAAUGGGAGGACCUGCAGCUCCAGACAGCAGCUGGAGAGGAAGUCUCAAUGUGCCUUAUAAUAUAGGGCCAGGAUUCACAGGCAACUCUUCCGCAAGAAAAGUCAGAAUGCAUGUUCAUACAAGCAAUAAAAUCACACGAAUUUACAACGUUGUUGGCAUCCUCAGAGGAGCUCUGGAACCGGACAGAUAUAUUAUUUUAGGUGGUCAUAGAGACUCUUGGGUGUUUGGUGGUAUUGAUCCAACCACUGGUGCUGCAGUUCUGCAAGAAAUUGUACGGAGUUUUGGUAAAAUGAAGAUGGAAGGUUGGAGACCUAGACGAACUAUUAUUUUUGCUAGCUGGGAUGCAGAAGAAUUUGGAUUAUUGGGUUCCACAGAGUGGGCUGAGGAAAAUGCCAAAGUCCUUCAGGAACGGGCAGUCGCUUACAUCAACGCAGAUUCUUCUAUAGAAGGUAACUACACAUUAAGAGUUGACUGUACCCCUCUUCUCUACAAACUGGUGUAUAAUCUGACAAAAGAGAUUUUAAGCCCUGAUGAGGGUUAUGAAAAUAAAUCUCUUUAUGAGAGCUGGCUGGAGAAAGAUCCCUCAUCUGAAAAUAAUAACUUUCCCAGAAUAAAUAAACUGGGGUCAGGCAGUGAUUUUGAAGCUUACUUCCAGCGACUGGGAAUUGCAUCAGGCAGAGCUCGUUACACCAAGAACAAGAAAGCAGACAAAUUCAGCAAUUAUCCUGUUUAUCACACUGUGUAUGAGACAUUUGAGCUAGUGGAAAAAUUUUAUGACCCCACCUUCAAGAAACAGCUAACAAUUGCCCAGUUACGAGGAAAACUGGUUUAUGACCUAGCAGAUUCCCAGGUCAUUCCAUUUGACUCUAGAGACUAUGGAGAAGCCUUAAAAGGAUACAGCAACAGAAUUUAUAAAUUAGCCAAGAAGCAUGAGGAACAGCUGAAACUUUACAAAGUAUCAUUUGAUCCACUUUUUUCUGCUGUGGUGAACUUCUCAAAGGCUGCUUCUGAAUUUCACGGGAGACUUGAACAAGUUGACAAGAAAGAUUCGGUUGCAGUGCGCAUCAUGAAUGAUCAGCUGAUGUUGGUAGAAAGAGCUUUCACUGAUCCUCUGGGCUUGCCAGGGAGGAAGUUUUACAGACAUGUUAUCUUUGCUCCAAGCAGCCACAACAAAUACGCAGGAGAAUCCUUCCCAGGAAUCUAUGAUGCCAUGUUUGAUAUUGAAAGCAAAGCUGAUCAACAUGAAGCCUGGGAAGAAGUGAAGAGGCAGAUUUCCAUUGCAGCCUUCACUGUGCAGGCAGCAGCAGACACACUGAAGGAAGUAGCAUAGGAUGAGGGCUUUGAAAACUCCCACAGCAGAGUGUGGCACACAGAGCUGUCAGGCUGCUGCAGUGUCCCAGUGUCCCUGUCUGCCCUGCCUGAGUCUCCAGCCUCCCAAACCACAUGGCAGGUGAGCAGAGCUCUGUGUGCCAGAGAGCUCCUGUGCUCGGAAUUGCUGCAUCUCUGCUAGUGACAGAAUGGUAGCUUCAUGAACAACCCUGGGUAGAAGGAAAUUUGGCUUUGGGGAGAAGUGGGAAGAGGGAGAAGCAGGAACAAUCAGUUUCUGAUUAGAAUUUUCUGAGAGAUCUACCAGCAUUGAGGACCCAAUAUUUUGGAUGUAUAGUUAUGAAAACAAUUAUUUGCCAAGCUACCUGAAAAUUUUGUCCACAGCAGUGAUCGACAUCACACAUUUUGAUGAAAAAAAUGCAAUACUCACCCUGUACAUUUUUCUUGUUCUGAUAAUUACUUUUAUAACAGAAGACACCAAAGCUAUCUCUGCCUUUCAGAAUCUAUUCUGCAGGACUGGUGAAUGCUCUUUACACUGAUUUGCUUUCUUUUCCUCGAAAAAAAUAAGCGACUCUCCUACUGGUUGCCAAAGCAGUACUGGCCAUUCUUGAUAAUCAAGGAAAGCAUCUGCUUAUGUGCAGAAAUUCAAAAGCAUGCUUUCAGUGGACUGCACAUCCAUCCCUCUGAAAGUCUCCAUGCAUCUCCCUCCUUUGAAAAAGUGCAAAUCUCUCUCCCUGCUCUUUUUGGCACCUUCUCUAGUUCUGAACCCAUGGCAGCUUUUGUUCCUAUUUUCUCCCAGGCAAUCUCUUUCAUAUUUUUUCAUCUGAAGGAGCUGGAGGACACUUACUAUCAGCAUGGAGCUUGAGAUAAUUCUGUCUUCAAGUAAGACCUGAACGACAUUUCCCAGUAGGAGCUGAUUUUACAUUCAAAGAGGAACUGAAAUGCUUGAAAAGGCCAGUUGUGCAAAACUGUUUAGUUUGUAUAAAAAGAAAAAAAAAAUUAAAAUUUCUUGCUUCAUUUGCCCUUAGGUGUAAUUCUCAUCUAUAUGCUUUAAAACUAAUAAAAUUGCUAGAAUUUUACUGAAUCAUAUUCCAGCUUGUGGAAACUGACAUUAGCCAAUUUCAUCUCUUAUGUAAAAUAUACUACACUUUUUCUCACUACCAUAAAUUGCACCACGUUGUAGGAAUAAAAUCUUAGUUUUAUGGGGAAUAGAACAGAUGUGGCCCUAAAAAGGAGAGAAUUAGAAAAGCAGGACAGAGUUGCUGUUCUCAUCUCAGAUGCCUUGAAUUCAAACACAGGAACCAGAAAUAAUUUGUGGGAAGCUGUUUUGGGGGAUAUAUGCCAGCAAGAAGAGAGGCUUUCACUGGUAUUGCCUCCAAUACACUUCCAUGAAAGAUGAAGGAUUAUGUGCUUCUUGUGGAUGUUUUUCUCAUACCUUACUGCUCAAUUGCUUUUUGCAGAUCAAACCUUAGGCACAUGAGGAAAUUACACUUCUACAGUCCAUGCUUUACCUCUUCUGUUGGGAAAUGGAGUGCAAAACUGACCUUGCUAGCACACACAUAAGAGACAGGAGUAGCUGAUGCUGGGGCACAGAACAGGUGAUUCUUUCCCUCUGCUCUGGCAAGGCUCCACCUGGAGUGCUGCUUCCAGCCCUGAGGCCCCAGCAUAACAGCUGUGUGGGCCUUGUUGGAGCAAGUCCAGAGGAAGCUAUGAAGAUGAUCAAAGGGCUGGAGAAUCUCUCUCAUGAGCACAAGACUGAGAUGGCUACAGUUGUUCAGCCUAGGAAAGAGCAGGCUCUGGAAAGACAUUAUUUACAGCCUUUGAGUAGCUAAAGAAGGCUGAAGAGGGAUUAUUUACAGGUGUGUAGUGAUAGGAUAAGGGGGGAUGGCUUCAAACUGGAAGAAGGAGGGUUUAGAGUAGAAGAAAUUCUUUACUGUGAGGGUGAUGAGGCACUGGGACAGGUUGCCCAAAGAAGUUGAUGCCCCAUCCCUGGAGGUGUUCAAGACCAGGCUGGAAGGAGCUCUGAGCAACCUGAGGUCUAGUGGAAGACAUCCCUGCCCAUGGCUGGAACUAGAGGAUAUUUAGGGUCCCUUCCAACCUAAACCAUUCUAUGAUCCUAUGAACAGUGGAUACAUUUUUGUUGUUCUCUUUACUUUUACCUAACUAACUCACAGUUUUCAUCUCAUCUGUGGCUGAACUUAGUGCUUACGAAUUUCUUGCUAAGAUGUGACUGGUACAUAACUGCACUGGGUUUUUCUUCCCUUUCUCUGAAUCUUGUGCCAUUCCUGCUCCAUCAUAACUUUACAUUAACUGCACUGGGCAUUACUGAAUGUGCCACCAAGGGAGUUUUAGGAUAUCUAGAUGGUGGGAAAAAGCCAUGAGUGCCUGUUCCUCAUGAGCAGCAGCCAACUUUGGAUCUGCCAGUGGUUGCUGCUGAAGGAUCAUCAGAGUAUAAGGCAAACAAGGAGCUUCCACAUUGUAAGGAAAUAUUUGUUGAAAUUUUCUUCUUCCUUCGUUUACAGAAAUGUAUAAACCAAUGAACAAAUGUUUCACCAGUAAAUUCGACUCUUUCAGUGGCAGGUAGCCUUAGAGGUUCUGUACUAUUACCUUACUGCUGCAAAAGAGCACACAAUCUCUCCUUGCUUCCCUGUGCAGUUUGAAG